CCUACCACUCCCCUUCCUCUGAGACAUCGCUUGUUGCUUCUGCCCUGCGGCAGCCUCCUUUCUCGGCCUUGUCCGCUCCAUCCCCUCCCAAGCCAGCCCCACCUAAUUGGCCCGCCGUCUCUAUGGGCGACUUCAAACUGUCUGCUUCGCUGCAGGGCCACGAAGACGAUGUCCGCAGCGUCGUCUUCCCGGACCCAAGGACCGUUCUCUCGGCAUCGCGCGAUGCUACCGUCCGCGUGUGGAAGCUCCUCUCCACCAGCCCCCCCAGCUUCGACGCUACCCUAGCUUCCCACGGCACUGCUUUCAUCAACUCACUCGCCUACGUCCCUCCCUCCUCGCAGUACCCCGAUGGCCUCAUUGUAUCAGGCGGCAAGGACACCAUCAUCGAAGUUCGGCAACCCGGCAAAGCACCACAGGACAACGCAGAGGCGCUACUGCUGGGACACCAAGGCAACGUUUGUGUGCUCGAUGUCGGUGAAGAUGGCCGCACCAUUGUCAGUGGUGGCUGGGACCAAGAAGCUAGAAUAUGGCAAGUCGGCAACUGGGAAUCCUCCGUAGUCUUACGCGGACACCAAGGCAGCGUCUGGGCGGUUCUUGCCUAUGACAGGGAAACAAUUAUCACAGGUUGCGCCGAUAAGCAGAUCCGAAUCUUCAAUCCUGCAGGGAAGCUCCUUAGGACAAUCACCGGUGGUUCCGACGUUGUUCGAGCUUUAUGCAAGCUUCCCACAAGCCACCCUUCGGGAGCACAAUUCGCAUCCGCUGGCAACGACGCGAUCAUACGAUUGUGGACGAUUGAGGGCCAGGAAGUGGGGCAGCUUCAUGGCCACGAAAAUUUCAUCUAUUCUCUUGCCACGCUUCCUAGCGGAGAGCUGGUGAGCUCUUCGGAAGACAGGACAGUACGGAUAUGGAAGGGCGAUCAAUGUGUGCAGACGAUCACUCAUCCCGCAAUCUCCGUGUGGUCGGUAGCAGUGUGCCGCGAGAAUGGGGAUAUUGUCACAGGCGCCAGUGAUCGCGUUGCUCGUGUCUUCAGCAGGUCACCAGAGCGCCAGACUGAUGCCGGCAUGAUGAAGGAGUUUGAAGAAUCCGUUAAGGGCUCAUCAAUUCCGCAACAACAACUCGGAAAUAUCAACAAAGAAAACCUGCCAGGACCUGAGUUUAUUCAGCAAAAGUCUGGCACCAAGGAAGGGCAGGUGCAGAUGAUCAGAGAACUUAACGGCAAUGUUGCGGCGUAUCAAUGGUCCUCAGCUGCUUCGCAAUGGGUCAACGUCGGUACUGUUGUCGAUGCCGUUGGCAGCAGCGGGAGGAAGAUAACGUACAACGGGAAGGACUACGAUUACGUCUUUGAUGUCGAUAUUGAGGACGGGAAACCGCCUCUCAAACUGCCCUACAACUUGUCUUCGAAUCCGUAUGAGACGGCCCGUAAAUUCAUCGAGGACAACGAACUCCCAAUCUCGUAUCUGGAUCAGGUUACCAAUUUCAUUGUCAGCAACACGCAGGGCGCGACUAUUGGUCAGACUUCAGGGUCUCAGACGCAAGCCCCAGGAACAGAUCCUUGGGGAACGGAGGCGAGGUAUAGGCCUGGUGAGGUGGGAUCCGCCGCGCCACAGAGCAUGCCUGCGCAAUCGAGACCCAAGGUCCUACCUCAGACGCAGUACCUUACCAUUGAAACCGGUAACCUAAAGGUUAUGGAAAGAAAGGUUAGGGAGCUGAACCAACAGCUGCUUGAUCAAGGAGCCAAGGAUCUCUCCCUCAACCCUUCAGAUCUCGAGGUUCUCUCCGCCACUUGCAGACAGCUUGAGCAGGCUAAGGGCAAGUCGGCCUCGAAUGCCGGCAUCGACCUGAUCAUUAAGAUUGCUACCACAUGGCCAUCGGACAAGCGCCUGCCCGGUCUUGACCUUCUCCGUCUCCUGGCCGCUGCAUCGGGAACGACUGUCAUCCACACCUCGUCUGGAGAUGACACCAUUGUAGGCAUGCUGGCCAAUGCCGGUGUUUUCGCCCCUGAUUCUCCACCCAACAACGUCCUCAUGGGCGUCCGUGUGUUCGUCAAUCUCUUCAAACAUGAAGAGGGCCGUCUUGUGAUGGAUGGCACCUUUGAUCAGCUGCAUCCCCUCAUCCAACCCUUCAUCAGCUCUCAUCUUUCCAACCGCAAUCUCAUUGUAGCCAUUACGACGCUUUACAUCAAUUUCGCCGUCUCUCUUCCUGCUCCAACCGAAAACGCGGACCGGGCAUUGACACUCCUGUCCGACUUAACAAAGAUCGUAAACACGGUCAACGAGCCUGAGGCGCUGUAUAGGGCUUUAGUCGGUGCAGGCACUCUGUUGGCAUUGGGUGAGGACUUCAGAGACGUAGCCAAGGAGGUUCUCGAUUUCGACAAGGCCCUGGAAAGAGCAGGACAAGUAGGCAAGGAAGAAAGGAUCAAGAGCGUGAUCCAAGAGAUGCGAGACGAACUGAAAGGAUCGGAGAAAUAAUGGAGGAGAUUUAGGUUCGAUUUUUGAAGGGGUUUGGUGUUUACGAAACCUACCUUUAAACGCGAGGACCGACAACGGCCUAUUACUGGAUGAAAUUACGGAAAACUCUCACUGCACAGCGGCAUGAGUCUUCGGCUGAUCGAGCAUUCGUGGACACUCGGGUUCUGAGCGGCAUUGUUGUAGAAGGGCUCUAUGCGAAUAGUGCUAGCGAGUAGAGGAAGCUAGUUUGACAAUACCAUUCCCGUUACCUUGGAU
This is a messenger RNA of Aplosporella prunicola CBS 121167, 2723 nucleotides long. RefSeq lists its product as uncharacterized. The coding region runs from base 123 to 2468 and encodes 781 amino acids. The record is from RefSeq and is a predicted model, not a curated record. Gene Ontology annotation, cellular component: nucleus; cytoplasm. Gene Ontology annotation, molecular function: ubiquitin binding. NCBI's taxonomy places the organism in Eukaryota, Fungi, Ascomycota, Dothideomycetes, Botryosphaeriales, Aplosporellaceae. The transcript has 3 exons. Gene Ontology annotation, biological process: proteasome-mediated ubiquitin-dependent protein catabolic process; ubiquitin recycling.